CAGUUGUCAGGCCAUAAAGACAUCGCAUGUGGUCCCGAUAAGAGAACCAUGAAUCAGGACUUGUUAGGGGUUUAGAAAUCAUAGAAUAUCUCUACCAUCUUUUCAAGUAUCAAGUAAGCUUUGCAAGUGGGAAAUCCUUAGCUCUCUGUCCAAAAAAAAAAAAAAAACAAUUUCGAAGUGAGAGUUAAGCUGAUAACAUUUCCUACAAAUCAAAUUUGUCAUAUUCCCUGGAAGCUAUUGAUAUGGCGUUUCAUAGCUGGUCUUCGGUGCCUGUCGUCAAGGCCGAUGACGACGAGCAGGAGUUAGUUGAUCCGCAAGCAGCCCUUAGGGAGAAGUGCCAGGCCAAAGGUCACAUCGGGUCCCUGUACAACAAGUAUCAAGAGUGCAACGAUCGCGUGAAUGGCAAGUCCAAAACAACUGAGACGUGCAUGGAGGAAUUGUUCGACUUCGUUGCUGAGUUGGAUCAUUGCGUUGCUCACAGUCUUUUCUCGAAACUAAAAUAAUUUCAAAUUCAAGAACGAAUGUCGCGAUAAACACUGCUUUACAAUAAAAUUAACAAAUAAAUAAAGGUAUCAAUUCAAAACAAAAA
Drosophila santomea is the source of this 589-nucleotide messenger RNA. RefSeq names its product cytochrome b-c1 complex subunit 6, mitochondrial (gene UQCR-11L). The record is from RefSeq and is a predicted model, not a curated record. Bases 243 to 503 code for a protein of 86 amino acids. The transcript has a single exon. NCBI's taxonomy places the organism in Eukaryota, Metazoa, Arthropoda, Insecta, Diptera, Drosophilidae. Gene Ontology annotation, biological process: mitochondrial electron transport, ubiquinol to cytochrome c.